Messenger RNA from Auanema sp. JU1783, 3981 nucleotides. NCBI's taxonomy places the organism in Eukaryota, Metazoa, Nematoda, Chromadorea, Rhabditida, Rhabditidae. The record is from the annotation of a GenBank genome assembly.
AUGGCUCCGAAGGAACAUCCCCUAGAACGGGGGCUGAACUCGCCCGUACGAAGUUCGCAGAAGAGUACGGUGCUAGCCGUGCCCGCAUAUGCGAAUCCGAAUGAGUCCCCAGGAGUGGACGACGAUGACGAUGAACAAUACGAAUACACCCCUUCUGGGUUCGAGAAAGCUAUCAAUUAUUUGUUAUGCAGAGGAGAUCUUGCUGAUCAGAAAUUGUCUUGUAAACCUGUUUCAUUAGCCGGACUUUUCCGUUACGGUACUCAAUAUGAUUACUGGUUACUAUUCAUUGGUGUCAUUUGUGCCAUAAUUAGUGGUGUCUCUCAGCCAGUAUUAGCUCUUGUCAGUGGACGUAUCACAAACGCUCUCCUUGUGUAUGAACCCACGUCCAGAGAGUUCCGCAAGAAAGCUUACGAGAGUGUUUAUAUAUUCUUAGGAAUUGGAAUCUUCGUGCUCUUCACUAACUUUAUACAGUAUUUAUGCUUUCAUCGGGUUUGUAUUCGGGUUAUCUCGAAAAUUCGUCAUGAGUAUGUUAGAGCAGUCCUUAGGCAGAAUGCUGGAUGGUUUGAUAAAAACCAUUCAGGUACUUUAACAACCAGGCUGAACGACAACAUGGAUCGCAUCCGCGAGGGUAUCGGUGACAAGUUGGGUCUUCUCAUCAGAGGAGGUGCUAUGUUCAUAGCUUCUGUUGUAGUUUCUUUCAUCUAUGAAUGGAGGUUAGCCUUCUUCAUGUUGGGUGUUGCUCCUACAACAUGUAUUUGUAUGUCUAUUAUGGCCAGAAAAAUGACUUCAACGACCAUAGCUGAACUAACUGGUGUUGGUAAAGCUGGUUCAAUCGCUGAAGAAUCAUUGAUGGGUGUUCGUACCGUCCAAGCUUUUAAUGGUCAACAGGAAAUGGUUGGAAGAUAUCGAGAACAAUUAGCGAACGGAAAAGCCUUUGCUAUUUGGAAAGGUUUCUGGAGUGGAUUACUAGGAGGCCUGUUCUUCUUUUUCCUCUUCUCUUUCUUGGGAGCUGGAAUGCUUUUGGGUGGUCAUUUGCUACGCGAAGGUUAUGUAGAGAACCCAGGAGACAUCUUCACUGUUGUUAUGUCUAUGCUUCUCGGAGCUUACUUUUUGGGACUUAUUUCACCGCAUUUGAUGGUUCUCCUCAAUGCUCGUGUAUCAGCUGCAACUAUCUACCAGAUCAUUGAUCGAGUACCCAAGAUUGAUGCGUAUGCCGAUCGUGGACGUCAGCCUGAUCGUGUCACUGGCCGUGUUGUUUUUGAAAACGUACAUUUCCGUUACCCCACACGUAAAGAAGCAAAGGUGUUAAACGGAUUUUCUCUGACCAUCGAACCAGGAGAGACUGUCGCUUUCGUAGGACACUCUGGUUGUGGUAAAUCAACAUCUGUUGGUUUAUUGACACGUCUCUAUGAAGCUGAAGCUGGUACAGUAACGUUAGAUGGCGUGAAUGUGCGUGAUUUCAACAUCAAUUGGCUUCGAAACCAUAUUGGAAUCGUACAACAAGAACCAAUCUUGUUCAACGAUACAUUAGCCAAUAACCUGAAAAUGGGUAUGCCUGAAAUCUCACGUGACCAAAUGGUCCAUGUCUGUAAGAUGGCUAAUGCUCACGAUUUCAUUACUAAACUACCAAAUGGUUAUGAUACUUUAAUCGGUGACGGAGGUGUUCAACUCUCUGGAGGUCAGAAACAGCGUGUUGCUAUUGCCAGAACCUUAGCUCGUGAUCCUAAAGUAUUACUUCUUGAUGAAGCCACAUCAGCCUUGGACGCACAAAGUGAAUCAAUUGUACAAUCUGCUUUGAACAAUGCUGCCAAAGGACGAACCACCAUUGUUAUUGCUCAUCGUUUGUCUACUAUCCGCGAUGCCGACAAGAUUGUUGUAUUUGAAAAGGGAAACAUCGCUGAAAUGGGAAACCACGAGCAACUUGUUGCUCUUGGUGGAAGAUAUUACGAACUGGUCAAGGCUCAGCAAUUCAUUCCAGAACACGAUGAUACGGAGGCCGAUCAGUUCGAUGACAGUAAAUACGAUGAAGUUCCAGUCGAUGAGCCGGAUAAUGUUUCGCAAUUUUCUCGAAGAUCAUCAACAAUACGUGAAUCCAAAAGAUCUGGAGCAGAGGCUUUCAUGCGUGGUUCAUCUUACAAUGACUCAUUCAGCAGAGUCUCCACUGGAGGUCCUACUGAUACUCAGAACGAGGCUUUCGCUGCCGAAGUUGCAAGAGUUAUGGAAGAGGACACCAAAGUAACUGCUGGAUUCCUAGAUAUCUACAGCAACGCCCAAGGAAACUAUCUGUACAUGUUCUUGGGAUUCGUUUGUGCAGUUAUCCGUGGCUUAGAACUCCCAGCUUUGGCUAUGACAUUCGGAUAUGUAUUUGAAGCUUUCACUUACUUACCCGACACAGGGAAAAUGAUGCAUAGAUUAGCUAUGGCUAUCAUCAUAUUCGCUUCCAUUGGUUUUGGAGUUUUCAUUUUCCAACUCUUGAGUUCGAUUUUCUUCAGUAUUGUCUCAGAAGAAUUGGUCAUGAAAUUCCGUAUCCGCGCUUUCCAAAACCUUCUAUACCAAGAUGCGUCGUUCUAUGAUAAUCCUCAACAUUCGCCUGGAAAGCUCAUCACACGUCUCGCCUCUGAUGCUCCCAACACCAAAGCUGUCAUCGAUGCUCGUGCCUUACAAGUUAUCUAUGCUCUCACAGCCGUUGCUUGUUGUAUUGGCAUCGGUUUUGGAUAUUGUUGGCAGGUAGCAAUUGUGGGAACAGGAAUGGACGCUCUACUGGCAAUUACUAUGAUCACAUUAGCAAAAAUCAUUAUGGACACUAAUAUGGAGCUCAUUCGGAACGAUGAAGCUGGACGUAUAGCUAUCGAAACGAUUGAGAACGUUAAAACAAUUCAAUUGUUGACUCGUAUGAAGCAUUUCUACACGAAAUACGAGGAAGCCAGCAAAUACCAAAAAUCAAAAGAAGCUCGUUCAGGAUAUUAUGAAGCUAUAAACUAUACAGUUUCUCAAACGUUUACAUAUCUGAUUGUAACUGCAUGUUAUGCUCUCGGUACUCAUAUCAUCUACAAAGGAGACAAAUCACCGGAUGCAGUCUUCAGAUGUAUUAUCGCUAUGCUUCUUGGAGGAGUAGCCAUCAUGAAUUCAGCGCCAUACUUCCCUGAGUUCGUAAAGGCUAAGACAGCCGCCGGAUUACUUUUCAGUAUGAUUGAACGAAAACCAAAGACUGGAGACUCUUCAGCUGGAGAGAAGAUGACUAUUCGUGGAAACAUUCUAUUCGACAAUGUCAAUUUCUCAUACCCACAACGUCCUCACCAGCCAAUCAUGAGAGGACUACAUUUCUCAGCCAAUCGUGGUCAAACAGUUGCCUUGGUUGGUCCUAGUGGAAGUGGUAAAUCAACAUGUAUUUCAAUGCUGGAGCGUUUCUAUGAUACAACAGGAGGAAGCUUGCGAUUUGAUGGAAAAGACAUUAAAACCUUAUGCCUUGACCAUUUACGUACUCAAGUAGCAUUGGUCGGACAAGAGCCUCGAUUGUUCGCUGGAACGAUCAAAGAGAACAUUUGCUUCGGUUUAGGCGAAGUUCCAAUGGAAAAAAUCGAUCAAGCUUUGGAGUUAUCAAAUUGUAAGAGUUUCCUUGGAAACUUGCCUCAGGGUAUCGAGACAGAGGUUGGAGAGAAAGGAUCUCAACUGUCUGGAGGUCAGAAGCAACGCGUUGCUAUUGCUAGAGCUUUAGUUCGAGACCCUAAGGUGUUGCUUCUUGAUGAAGCUACAUCAGCUUUAGAUUCCAAAUCAGAGAGAGCUGUACAAGAAGCCUUAGAUCGUGCAAGAGAAGGAAGAACUUGUGUGACAAUUGCUCACAGAUUGUCAUCCAUUCAAAAUGCCGAUCUCAUCGUAUACAUCGAUCGAGGAAAAGUACGAGAAGCUGGAACCCAUCAACAGUUAAUUGCUAAGAAGGGUAAAUACUACGAGUUGAUAAAGAAACAAGAUCUCUCAACUUGA